AUGGCAAUGUAUUUGAGGAAUCUACAUUUUUGGUUUCUUUUGGGUCCAAUUAUCACUAUGGUAUGGCUCCGACGAAAGAAGAUACUCUGUCGCGUGACAACAGCGCGACAAAUCGACGAGGAGUCUGGUGACGAGGAAAUAGUUGAGGUGGGUCGUGGACACUCUAUCCAACGAGAUCUUAUCUUUACGUAUCACGCUCAGACUAGUUCAAUCCCAGUGCGUGUGGCGAGGAUAUUUGGAAGAAUUUACAAUGUAACUUGCACAGUUUGUAAUUUUCUUUUUAUAAUCAUCCUCAACAAACACAAAGUUGUCACAAGGUAUGUGUUCUACAUCAGUGUGUGUAUGAUCUGUGCUUAUGCUGAAAGUGACAUAGUAGCUGUGUUUUACUUCAUUCUCAAUUCGCAAGGCUCCCUGAAUAACUUAAAACUCACUGCCCUUCGCACUGUAGCACUGGGCCUCACUUUGAAUCUAAGUUUUAGUUCUUCAAUGCACAUAAUCCGCAAACUUAUGAAGCCACAGGAGUCUGUGUUUGAGGGACUGUCAGAGAGGUGAGUUCAAUGUUUUUGGAUUGGGUAAGCAGCAUCUCUUGCCAUCUUCCUUCGAUAUCAGUUUUUACACAAUCUGCGAGACAAAUAUUAAUGGGAGCUAAACGAAAAAUUUCAUAAUAAUCUGGAAUUUGAUUGGGUUUUCCAUAAAAUAGGACUUGGCCGUGUUUUAGAGUGGUGUUAUGCCGCUUGUCUACAGCCUUGUGAAAUAAAGAACUUUGACAUUAGGGGGUUUAACAAAAACACAGCGGCUAUAGAGCGGGAACGUCACUAAACAAAAGGUUUCAUGAGUAGAACAGUCGUGCACGUGCGUUAUAAAUCUUAGUAAAUUUCUUCGCGUCCUUUGCAAAACAACAAUGUGAAGUGACCAAACUUUGCCUUGAAUUGUUAGCUUUUGACUAUGAAUCUUAAUAAUCUAGC
This is a messenger RNA of Pocillopora verrucosa, 965 nucleotides long. Lineage: Eukaryota; Metazoa; Cnidaria; Anthozoa; Scleractinia; Pocilloporidae. The record is from RefSeq and is a predicted model, not a curated record.